This is a messenger RNA of Penicillium oxalicum, 4389 nucleotides long. Its product is annotated as ATP-binding cassette transporter YOR1. NCBI's taxonomy places the organism in Eukaryota, Fungi, Ascomycota, Eurotiomycetes, Eurotiales, Aspergillaceae. The transcript has 2 exons. The record is from RefSeq and is a predicted model, not a curated record. Gene Ontology annotation, biological process: transmembrane transport. Gene Ontology annotation, cellular component: membrane. The coding region runs from base 1 to 4389 and encodes 1462 amino acids. Gene Ontology annotation, molecular function: ATP binding; ATP hydrolysis activity; ABC-type transporter activity.
AUGUCUGCGCCGCCCGACCCACUGCCGCAGGCAGUGGUCGUGAAUAAUGAGAAGCUUCAGGCCGCCAACAGCGAGAGUUCAAGAUCGGCGUCGGCGGACGAAGCCAAAGGACCCGACGUGACGUUACAACCGCCGAAACAAAAGAAGAAAUGGAGUCAGAGUAUCAACCCGUUGCGUUGGCAAACACCACCGCCCGUGCCGGAAGAGCGUACGCCUUCACGCGAGUAUGGGGCGUCAUUCUUAAGCAAGGUGACAUUUCAAUGGAUGUCCCCCUUGAUGAGGGUUGGAUAUCUGCGACCGCUUGAUCUGCAGGAUAUCUGGACAGUCAAUCCUGAUCGAGCCGUCGAUGUAUUAUCAGAUCGCUUGGACGCCGCCUUAGAAGCCCGCAUCGCGCAGGGUACCAAGCGCUCGCUCGUGUGGGCGCUGUAUGAUACAUUUCGCUUCGAGUUUAUUCUCGGUGCCGUGUGCCAGAUCUUCAGUUCUCUCCUUUUGGUCUUUGCGCCAUACUUGACCCGAUACCUGAUCGCCUAUGCAACAGAAGCCUACGUGGCUCAACACGCAGGGCGCCCAGAACCCGCCAUCGGACGCGGAAUGGGAUUUGUGGUUGGAAUCACUUUGAUGCAGGCAACGCAAAGUCUCUGCACGAACCAGUUUCUUUACAGAGGCCAGACGGUCGGUGGUCAAAUCCGCGCCGUACUCAUCUCGCAGAUCUUCAACAAGGCGAUGAAGCUGUCGGGUCGCGCAAAGGCGGGUGGACAGGCGACCGAUGCAGAGUUGAAGGCUCUGGAGGCUACCAAGGAGUCUCUGAUCAAACAGGAUGACAAGGCAAACAAGCCAGACUCCAAGCCAACGGCAGCAGGUGUUGCCGGCGUUGCUGGUGAUGGUCGCGGAUGGAACAAUGGCCGUAUCGUUGCGCUGAUGAGUAUUGAUGUCGAUCGUAUCAACCUGGCCAUGGGGAUGUUCCAUUUGGUCUGGGCCGCACCGGUCAUGCUCAUUGUGACUUUGGUGCUGUUGCUGGUCAAUCUCGGGUACAGCUGUCUUUCCGGAUAUGCGCUCCUGGUCUUUGGUAUGCCAUUCUUGACCUACGCCGUGCGGUUCCUGAUCAAGAGACGCCGCAACAUCAACAAGAUCACCGAUCAACGUGUCUCUCUCACCCAGGAGAUCUUGCAAGCCGUGCGAUUCGUCAAGUUCUUCGGCUGGGAGAGCAGCUUCCUCGGCCGGUUGAAGGAGAUUCGAAGACGGGAAAUCCGAUCCAUUCAGACGCUUCUCGCAGUGCGAAACGCGAUUCUCAGUGUAUCCAUGUCGAUUCCGAUCUUUGCCUCAAUGCUUGCUUUUAUCACCUAUGCGUUGACCAAUCAUGAUCUCGAUCCUGCUCGAGUUUUCUCCUCGCUCGCUUUGUUCAAUUCACUACGGCUACCUCUGAACAUGAUGCCUCUUGUGCUCGGCCAGGUCACGGACGCAUGGACUGCUCUGAACCGAAUCCAGGAGUUCCUGAUGGCCGAGGAACAGAGGGAGGAUAUCGAGAAAGACACAACAAUGUCGAAUGCGAUUGAAAUUGAAAAUGCCUCGUUUACUUGGGAGCGUCUGCCGACCGAUGAGAAAGAAGAUCAAGCGCCCAAGAAGAAAGAGGCCAAGAAGGCAGAGGCCAAGGAUUUGCCCUCUCGGGGUGAGAAACAAGGCGUCGACGAACCUCCUUUGGAGCCAUUCAAACUCAAGAAUAUCAAUCUGGAAGUUGGCCGCAAUGAGCUGCUGGCAGUCAUUGGUACCGUCGGCUGUGGAAAGAGCUCUCUCCUGUCUGCUUUGGCUGGCGAUAUGCGUGUGACGGACGGCAAAGUUCGAAUGAGUACCACGCGAUCCUUCUGCCCGCAAUACGCCUGGAUCCAAAAUGCUACGGUGCGAAACAACAUUCUUUUUGGCAAAGAGUACGACGAAUCGUGGUAUGAGCAAGUCAUCGAUGCAUGUGCUCUCGCCACAGACUUGGAAAUUCUCCCAAAUGGCGACUCGACAGAAAUCGGCGAGCGUGGUAUCACCGUGUCUGGAGGCCAGAAACAACGUCUGAACAUUGCUCGUGCCAUCUACUUCAAUGCAGAGCUGGUGCUCAUGGAUGAUCCUCUCUCUGCCGUAGACGCUCACGUUGGGCGUCACAUCAUGGACAAGGCUAUCUGUGGUCUUCUCAAGGACCGAUGCAGAAUCCUGGCGACUCACCAGCUUCACGUGCUCAAUCGCUGCGACAGGAUCGUGGUGAUGGAUGAAGGACAGAUUCACGCCGUGGACACCUUUGACAAUCUAAUGCGUGACAACGAACUUUUCCAGAGACUCAUGUCGACCUCCAAACAAGACGACACAAAGGAAGAGAAGGAUGAGGCGGAAGUCGCCCAGGAAGCUAUCGACGAGCCAGAGGAGAAGGCCGCGCCUCGAAAGACAUCCCCUGCCAGGCCAGCUGCCGCCGCCUUGAUGCAGCAAGAAGAACGAGCCACCGCUUCGGUGGGAUGGGGCGUGUGGAAGGCCUAUAUCCGUGCUUCAGGCAGCUACUUGAAUGCCGUCGCAGUGAUCAUCCUUCUCUGCCUCUCCAAUGUCGCCAAUAUCUGGACCAGCCUGUGGUUGUCCUAUUGGACUUCGAACAAGUACCCGAACUUGUCGAUGGGCCAAUAUAUUGGUGUUUAUGCUGGACUUGGUGCGGUCGGUGUCCUGCUCAUGUUUAUGUUUUCCACUUACAUGACAACGUGCGGAACCAACGCGAGUCGCACGAUGCUUCACCGCGCCAUGACACGUGUGCUCCGAGCUCCCAUGUCGUUCUUCGAUACAACGCCCCUCGGCCGGAUUACCAACCGCUUCUCCAAAGAUAUUCAGGUGAUGGACAAUGAGCUCUCGGAUGUGAUGCGCAUUUACGCGUUGACUAUGACCAUGAUUAUCUCGGUCAUGGUUUUGAUCAUUGUGUUUUUCUACUACGUGAGUGACAACCCUCUUCAUGUUGAAAGCUUUCUCUCGAAUACGCUACUGACCUUGAUGCACUUCUUUCCGCUACAGUUUGUGAUCGCACUCGCUCCGCUAUUUGUUCUUUUCCUCCUUGCGUCCAACUACUAUCGCGCCUCUGCGCGGGAGAUGAAGCGUCAUGAAUCCGUUCUCCGAUCGCAUGUGUACGCCAAGUUUGGCGAGGCAAUCAGUGGCGUUGCUUGCAUCCGAGCGUAUGGCGUGGAGAAUCAAUUCCGGCGAAGCAUCCGCAACUCCAUCGAUGUCAUGAACGGCGCGUAUUUCCUUACCUUUUCUAAUCAGCGAUGGCUCAGUAUUCGCCUUGAUGCCGUGAGUACUGCUCUAGUCUUUGUCACUGGCGUUUUGGUCGUCACGUCGCGAUUCAACGUGUCCCCCAGUAUCUCGGGGCUGGUCCUGUCAUACAUCCUGUCGAUCGCCCAGAUGCUUCAAUUUACUGUUCGGCAACUCGCCGAGGUAGAGAACAACAUGAACGCCACUGAGCGUGUCCAUUACUACGGAACGGAAUUGGAAGAAGAAGCACCUCUGCAUCGCGUCGAGGUAGCCGCCAGCUGGCCCGAAAAGGGCCACAUCGUGUUCGAUGACGCGCAGAUGCGGUAUCGCGAUGGCCUUCCCCUGGUCCUCAAGGGUCUAAGCAUGGACGUCCGGGGCGGCGAGCGCAUCGGUAUCGUUGGACGAACCGGUGCGGGUAAAUCCAGUAUCAUGUCUGCCUUGUUCCGUCUCACGGAGCUCUCGGGAGGGUCGAUCCACAUUGAUGGGGUUGACAUCUCGACCGUCGGCCUGCACGAUCUUCGCUCGCGACUGGCCAUUAUCCCCCAAGACCCUGCACUUUUCAAAGGCACCAUCCGCUCCAAUCUCGAUCCUUUCAACGAGCACACCGAUCUGGAGUUGUGGUCUGCCCUGCGCAAGGCCUAUCUCAUUGGUGAUGAGACCAUCGGGCCGGAUUCCGAGACCUCUGAAAGCACAUUGGGCUCUGCAGGCUCCACUCCGGUCAUUGGCAGCGACUCGAAAGCGCGACCGGCGAGGGGUCUCAAUCUGGAAUCUGCCGUUGAUGAGGAGGGACUGAACUUCUCCCUGGGCCAGCGGCAACUGAUGGCGCUUGCGCGUGCGCUGGUUCGCGAUGCGCGAAUUAUCGUCUGUGACGAGGCGACCUCGUCCGUCGACUUUGAGACCGAUCAAAAGAUUCAGUAUACCAUGGCGCAGGGCUUCGAGGGCAAGACCCUGUUGUGUAUUGCGCAUCGUCUGCGAACUAUCAUCCACUACGACCGGAUCUGCGUCAUGGACCAGGGUCGCAUUGCAGAGAUGGAUACCCCAUUGGCGCUCUGGGACCGACCGGAUGGGAUUUUCCGGGCCAUGUGUGAGCGGAGUGGUAUUUCUCGGGAGGAUAUACUGUCCUCGUGA